AGUUGUGCUCGUCUUCUCUUUGUUCAUGUUUACUUCAUGUCGCAGCUUUUCUGCCUUCUCUCCAUCAUAGUCGGCCAUCAUGGCUCGCCAGCAACCUGUCCUUCUGCAAAGAACGUCGCAUUUCACUCAUGCAUUACAUGAGGCUCCCAUACCUUAUGACUUUGGUUAUGGUGUGGCUGAUCAUGCGACGGGCAGCGACUUCGGCCACUCUGAGAAUUCUGACGGAAAUGUGGUAAAGGGAAAGUACUAUGUGCGCCUCCCCGAUGGUCGCAAGCAGGUAGUGACCUACACUGCAGACCACUACAAUGGCUAUCAAGCUGAGGUGUCUUAUGAGGGCCAGGCCUACUACCCUGAUCACAGCGCCCCAGUCUAUGGAUGAGGCACGACAUUAUACGCCUACCCAUAAGUAUAUCCAUGUUAUUUUGGUUAAUUCAAUUAACAUCGGAUGCAAUUAUGUUAUGUAUUAGGUGCGGGUGUGUGACUCCAACCUUGAUUGUAUGCUUCACUGCAAUAAAUGUUAUUUAUUACAUGUAAAUCUAUUUAGAUUAAGAUAUAUCACUAUCUAUAUAUAUACUUUAAAUAUGUCUUUCUAAAUCUGUUUGAAUUUCUCAAAAUGCAUAUUAAUUUGACUUCUACCACCUGCAAUUAUUUCUGUCAAUAUCUCCAUUCAUUAGUACUUUUUUUUUGGUUGACAGCAUUCUGGAUUCUCUUGUAAGUUACUUAGCUGUUCGUCUACUCUAUUGAGCAUAAAGGGGGUAUGUUCACCGAGAGGUACUUACCUAUUAGUGUCUAUGGGGGAGUGAGGUCUAGCUCUUUAUGCUCUGCCUACUAGCCUUGUUGUACCUAUCAUGUUUCAGCCUAACUACUGUGACUCUCAAAUUUUUUGUCGAAUCGGUCUUUAAAGUUGUGGAUGGAGGUGGCUUCCACAACUUCCUCUGUUAGAGUAUUCCAUUUGUUAACUACCCGUAUAGGGUACGAGUGCUUUCUUACGUUCCUCAGCUCAUCUGCGCUUCCAGUUUCCACCUGUGUUCUCUUGUCCUGCUUUCUCUCAAUCUGAAGAAGCUAUCCUUAUCUUAUCUAUUCCCCCCAGUAUCUUGUAAGUUGUGAUCAUAUCUCCACUGAUUCCAUCUAUCCUUUAGGGUUGUGAGAUCUAGUUCUAUUAGCCUAUGUUCAUAGCUUAGCCCUCUUAGCUCUGGUACCAAACUUGUUGUAAGCCUUAUACUUUUUCAAUUUUGGCUUUAUGCUUCACUAGGUGCAGAUUCCAUACCAGCGGUGUGUAUUCCAGUGUUGGUGAAACAAAUGUACCUUGGGCAGUUUUUGGUGUAUGUACUGAUUUUACUUUGGUCCUGAACUAAGUUCAGGGCUAAAGUAUAAUUACUAGUGGGUUAGUAAGCUAUUGUGGUGCCUUAAUAAUCAUUCAGAAGUUGAUUGGCCUUAAUACCCAGAACCAAAUUUAUUGAGGAUAUGAGUGACUUGAAUUGUUCAAUAGUUCUUCUGUUUCUGCCUUACAUACCAAGUGGCAUACAAACACUUGAUCAAUUGUGAUGCUUUUUUUAUAUAUAGUAUUUAGGUAUUAUCACAUGCGUACAUUCCCAGGUAUGACUGCUAAUGUGGCUCUUUUCUGUAAAAAUAGUCAUAAAUCUCUGCUAUACAGGGUAAUUGCCCUAAUAUGCAUGUUGAGACAUUCAACAGUGUUACUUAUUUUAAAAACAGAAGAUAUGUUUUUGAUCAACUGUGGCAUUAUCACUGUGUUAACAUUUGAACUGCCUGGCCUGGGGGCAUGUUAAAUAGCUGUGAAGUGAAGAUGAUAAAAAUAUAAUUUAUUUUGCUUGUUGUUAUGACAGGUUUGUUAACUUGGUCAGUUCCCUUCCUUUAUCAAAUUGCUCAUGGGAGAGCAAAUUAUAUCAAACGUUAAUUUUUUUGGACAAUAUUGUACAGUAAUGACGUCAAAGUUUGUAGCUUUAUACUGUGGACAAACCUGAUGACCCACAUUUAUAUGAGUUGUCCAAUUCAUGUGCUGUAUGUGUACAUAUUAUACAUUUUACUUCACUCAUUUACAAUAUUUUUUUUAAUUAAAUCAAAAAUAUUAUGCCCAUGAUCAGAAUUUUCAACUUGUAGUGAUAAUUUUUUUUAGAUUACUGUGUAGAUUAUGGUAGAGUGUCUCGGUAAAAAAUAAUCAUGAAUUUGAGCCACAGCUUGUCCAUCUCUCAGAUACUCGCAGACAUCCCUGCUCCUUGAUACUCUUUACAGUUACUCGCCUUCCCAUCUGUUGUAAGAUUAUCCAUUUUUUUAACAUCCUGAAGUAUCAUCUCCCAUCCUGGUGCCCUAAACUAUUCCAUCUUUUUAGAUGGAAUAGUUUAGGGCAUCAGUUCUAGUCUGGUCAGAACAUCACUUUGAACUCCAAAUUGUUCUUUUGCAAACAGCAGUGGUGUUAUGCAGCUGUUAUUGCUUGAGGUGGUCAUAAUUCCCAGUGUUAAGGCUAAGUUGCGUUAUGUCAUCUGGGUAUCUUGCCAAAAGAUGGUACUGUGCAUAGAUUUGCCUAUGACACCUCUUAAAAGUAGAAUUAUCCCAUUUCCAUGUGUAUAUACAUUUUCAUUUUGUGUACUAAUUUAGUGAAUAAAUUUGUAUGUUAAGCA
Molecule: messenger RNA, 2636 nt
Organism: Procambarus clarkii (red swamp crayfish)
Lineage: Eukaryota; Metazoa; Arthropoda; Malacostraca; Decapoda; Cambaridae
Product: adult-specific cuticular protein ACP-20-like
Cellular component (GO): extracellular matrix
Source: RefSeq, a predicted model, not a curated record